UUGAGAUACGCCCCUAGGCAUCCACAUCGACACAGUCGUGCAGUGCGUCGGCCCAAUCAGGAGCCCUGCUUAUCGUGAGUGCGCAGUAAUGGCCGAACAUGAGUAGUACAUGAGGCGCGGUCCGACUUGCACGCGACGCGAGUGAGCGAGGGAGACUGGUCCCACGGUGGUGUAUGACUUCCCGGAUCAGUACCCGCAAGAAUUCCCGCGCCAGACGCAUCGUGCGCAUAUCUGCGUGCGGUAACCUGCAUAUGUCGCACUAGUUACAGCACCACUGCCUUUGUAAUCCUCUGAACCAUUCCCAUCGCGCCUUCACCACGGGGGAUGGACUGCCUGAUCAGAUCCGCCAGGCGAGGCGGGCGAACUCGUUUUCAAGCUUUGUCUUCUCUCGUCCACUCGUAUUAUUCCACGUGGCAUCAUCGGAUCCAUCCAGUCCUGGGAUCACAAGAGGGGGAGCGAGGAUUUCCUUCUCCUCCUGCAGCAGCAGCAGCAGCAGGAGCAGGAUCAUCCCGCGGUCUAUUGCUCCGAGGUCUCGCAUCGUCAAGUCCGACAAGAAUUGCAAGCCACGCUGCCGUCCACGCUGCCGCGCUGGCACGCGACUCUUCUCGAGCCAUCCUCGCUUAUGAGGAGCUCGUUAUAGGGCCGACCGGUUCAUCCGUUGAUUUCAAGAGCACCACCACCAAUGGGACCGCGACAGCUGUCAUCGUCCACGGCCUGCUGGGCUCCGGCCGCAACUGGCGCGGCCCCGCGAAGCUUCUCGGAAAGCGGCUGGUUACUGCCAGCACUUCUAGCAGCUCAGCUGACCAGUCAGCAAGUGGGCUUUCUUGGCGUUUUCUGCUGGUGGAUCUGCGUCACCACGCGCAGUCUGCCGCGCGGCAGUUCCCUCAGCCUGAUGACAUGAGCCACGCCGCUGCUGACCUGGCGCGCCUGGUUGCUGACGUGGCAGGCGGCAGAGCUGACGUGGUGAUUGGUCACUCCAUGGGCGGGAAGAUUGCGCUGGAGUAUGUGAGGAGAGCUGGUGCGGGGGAACUGCCAGUGAUGCUGCCUCAACAGCUCUGGGUGUUGGACUCGGUGCCGGGCCGCAUAUCAGAGUGCACGCUGGGGGAGGAUGCCGAGAGGAGAGACGUUGAGAGAGUGAUUGCCACCCUGCAGGAACUGCCUCGCCCCAUCCCAUCCAAACGGUGGCUCCUGGAGGAGCUGACUCAGCGCCGAGGCUUCACUUCAGGCUUGGCAGAGUGGCUUGCGACGAGCCUCAGGCCUGUAGCUGGUUCGGGUGGUCCAGGUAGCCCGGGCGCUGCUGGUGCCUCUGCGAACGGGGAGAUGGAGUGGGUGUUCAACCUUGAUGGGGCCGUGUCGCUCUACAACAGCUACAGGCAAACGGAUCUGCUACCCUUUGUGAGGAAUAUGUGUGGUCGGCCACAUGAGGAGGAGCAACUCCCUUUACAAGCACCUCCACUAGAGUCACAUAUUUCACAGUCAAAUGGGCUCAAGCAAGGGGCGGUUCCUGCGGAGAUCCAUACAGGUCCCAAAUUUGGAAGGCGGGGAACGGUUGAGGGGGUUAAGUGGGGAUUGGUGAAGCAGCCAUGGCACCAGCCCAUGCAGACACAGGAGCGGCAGCAACAACAAGGGCAACAACAGGCGGUAGGAGAAUGUGUGGGUAAGCAGUUGAGGCGCGGUUGCACGCAGGUGCAUUUUGUGAAAGGGGAGAGGAGCGGAGUGUGGAAGUCCAAGUGCCUUGCUGACCUGGAGGCGGCUGUUGUUGAGUCAGCCAAGUGCCAAGGAGACAGGGCCGAUUCGGUGAACAUCCAGAGCAAACGGGGCGAAAAAGAAGGUUGCAGAGCGUAUAUGCAUGUUUUGAAGGGAGCUGGGCAUUGGGUGCACGUGGACAAUCCAAUGGGCCUUGUGGAUCUGAUGGGAAAACACAUGAGAGAGGUUGUGGUCUAGAAAUGUUUGCAGUGGCAACAAUUUGAGGAAAUGUGUAACAUUGUUUUUUUUGUGAAGAAUGC
Closterium sp. NIES-67 is the source of this 2006-nucleotide messenger RNA. NCBI's taxonomy places the organism in Eukaryota, Viridiplantae, Streptophyta, Zygnematophyceae, Desmidiales, Closteriaceae. The record is from the annotation of a GenBank genome assembly.